AAAUGAUACGGCUAACUCUAAGUUAGUUGAUGGCAUAUUGGUUGAGGAAGAGGGUGGAUCCGAAACAUUAGGCUCGGAGGAUACAGCUUCUUAUGCUAGCUACAAAGAGGAUUUGGGUGAAUCUGAAAAAGAACAAGAAGUGAAGAAACCGUGGGUAAACUUGUUUCAAGAUAACCGUUCUCUUUCGCAUGGAAUGAAGUUGGACUACAUUCCUCCCAAGGGUGAAGUGGUGGACUUCUCUAAUCGUAAGCUUCCUACCCUUAUGGAAAUCUGGGGUCCUUGCUUAGUUGGCUGCUUUACUGGAAGGUUCCCGGGUAUGAAGGCAGUACAUGCUCUUAUUAACAAAUGGGGUGUGAGGUGUAAGGCUAAAUCCCAUGACAGGGGGUGGGUGAUUUUUCACUUCCAAAGUGAGGAUGAUCGAACCAAGGUCAUUUCCGAAGGGCCAUACUCUUCAUAUGGCAAGGCUUUAUUUCUUAAAAUGCUAUCUGAGGAUUUUGAGUUUGAUGGUGAAGAAUUUCUGAAGGUUCCAACUUGGAUUAAAUUCCCCGGUUUAUCGGUCACUCUUUGGAACAAGCCGGAAAUCAGUGAACUGGCAUCAAGGGUGGGCGUCCCCAUCAUUGCGGACCAAAUCACUCAAAACAAGGCUAGGGCGCAAUUUGCACGUGUGCUUGUGGAGGUUGACUCUUCUAAACCUCCGGUUCUUGAGAUUCCUAUGAUACAACCAUCGGGUAAAAGGAGGAAGCAGUUUGUGGUAUUUGAAACCUACCCAAAUUACUGUUAUGAAUGCAAAAAGUUUGGCCAUAACCCAUUUGUGUGUAAGGUUCUGCAUCCGGAAAAAAAGGGGAAUGGUGACAAACACAUUGUAAUUGCUAAGGAAAUGGAGAAUCCGAAGAAGGAUGAGGCUGCCAAGAAUAAAACUGUAGCCAUUGUGGAACCGGAGGAACCACCUUUCAAGCUUGUGGUGCCAAGGAAGUGGACUGUCAAACACAAGGAGGUUAAGGCAUCUUCGUCAAACACACAAGCUGCCAAGGAACCGAAGACUGCAAAAAAGAAAAACAAGGAACCUGCAACUUCUACUGGAGCGGAACCCUCGGCCAAGGCAGCCCCUAUCUCACCUUUUUCAGCUGCAGUUCCCAAUGCCACCAAACUGAAGGAAAUAGAACCAGCCAAGGCAGAUUCUACACCAAGGGAGAUGGAGAAGGAAACUGUUCUGCAACCGGCCAACCCGACGGACAUAGAGACUGCAGAAACUUCAUCCAGGACAAGCAAGCCAAAGGAACCUACAUAUCCUUUCAUCCUUAAAAUUGACCGGGAAACCAGGGAGUUUGUGGAUGGGAUACAAGUUCCGGACAAGGAUAUUGGAGGCAAUAUAGUGAGAAGCAUAUAUGAAAUGGAUGACGAAGAUGUGGUGACUAAAUGGGAGCUUGAUGAAAAGGGAAAAAGGACCGUUUAUGUCAUGAAGAGGGCCGAUCUUCCUCUUAGUCACUUUGAAUGUAGAGUUGGUCCGAAUUUCAAAGCGGUGUAUGGAAAGGAGAAUCCAGGGAUGAGCUUCACGUUUCAAUGCCUAAAGACACUGCCAGGAGCCAAGCGGCAUUUUAACUGGUUUAAAUUCGAACCCUCUAUCUUUAUUCCUAAUGUUGUUUCUUUCUUUGAUGAAAAUAGCAAUGAAAACAAGACGUAUUAUAAGGAGAUGUUGAGGCGAAAGGCGAGAGAAGAAAAGAAGAAGUUGGCAGGAUCGGAGGAUUGCCAAACCUCCAAUUUGGAUGGUCACGGAUGAUUAAAGCCAUUGUGUGGAAUGUGAGAGGUAUUCACUUCAAGAUGGCGAAUGACUUAAAAUGUAAGGCUGAAAAAGAGUUCCAAGCGGACGCUAAUUCAUUUAAAAAAAUGAUACCAUGUGUGACUUCUUUUGCAAUGGAGAAACAAAUGCAAGGAUUAUAUAAACUAGUCUUGAAGAAUGCUGAAGUAUAGAGUGUUGGGAAAAUGUGUCCAUUUUGAACUUGUGAAUUUUUGAACAUGUAUUUUUUUCAUUUUACAGUUGGGAAAAUGUGUUGAAUAUUGUACUAUGUUACAUGUUCAAUGUUGAACAAUGGGAUUCAGUUUUUUGAACAUGUGUAAGUUUUUGCAAACAUUACAUGUACAAUCAUCCACUUAUGUAUGUUGACCUUUUGUUUGUC
Molecule: messenger RNA, 2174 nt
Organism: Cuscuta epithymum
Lineage: Eukaryota; Viridiplantae; Streptophyta; Magnoliopsida; Solanales; Convolvulaceae
Source: the annotation of a GenBank genome assembly